AACUAAAACGAAAGCAAACAACUCGAUAACCAAAAGCUAUAAAUCAUCAACACAAAGUACAUACACACACCCACACGUACAUAGAUGCAAAUCAAAAUGGGUCCGCUACUCUUGGCACGACUGGCGAUGACAUCGCACGGGCCGCCAAGCAUUCUGGAACCGCUCGCACCCUCAUUUCGGACAACGACCACAACGACGACGACCACAACCACCACCACAACAACAGCGGCGACGCCAACUACAACAUUAGCGCCAUCAUUCUUCACCACGAUGUUAGACAAUGUCACAACCGUUAUCAUUUUAGAUAAUGAAUUAGCACAAAAUCAAACAAAUGCCACCUCGGUAAUGUUCGGACCGAAAGCAGCAUCCUACUCAAUCACUUCGAUCGUGUUCAUGAGCCUAAUUGCCGCCAUACUCAGUUUGCUCACGGUGACGGGCAAUGUAAUGGUGAUGAUCUCAUUUAAAAUCGAUAAGAAUCUACAAACAAUCAGCAACUACUAUCUCUUCUCAUUGGCCAUGGCCGAUUUUACAGUCGGCUUGAUAUCGAUGCCGCUCUUUACGGUGAACAUGAUUUUGGGCUAUUGGCCAUUGGGUCCACAUAUCUGCGAUGCUUGGCUAGCAUUGGAUUACCUGGCAUCGAAUGCGUCGGUGCUGAAUUUACUCAUCAUCAGUUUCGAUCGAUAUUUCAGUGUGACGCGACCGUUGACAUAUCGCGCCAAACGUACGACCACACGUGCGGCCACCAUGAUCGCCUGUGCAUGGGGCAUUAGUUUGGUGUUGUGGCCACCGUGGAUUUACAGUUGGCCCUAUAUUGAGGGUAAACGCACGGUACCGCAAUAUGAGUGUUAUAUACAAUUUAUCGAGACCAAUCAGUAUAUUACAUUCGGCACCGCAUUGGCUGCAUUCUAUGUGCCCGUGAUGAUAAUGUGUUUCCUCUAUUAUCGCAUUUGGCGGGAGACGAAGAAACGUCAAAAGGAUUUGCCGAAUUUGCAAGCCGGCAAAAAGGAUUCGUCAAAGCGUUCGAACUCGAGCGACGAGAAUACCGCCGUAAAUGUGAAUCACACGGCCGUGCUGCCCUUGGGUAAAGCAGUUGACGGUCAGGACAACUGGCGGCGUCCUAGAUCUGAGUCGUCGGCCGACGCUGAGAGUGUUUAUAUGACAAAUAUGGUUAUCGAUUCGGGUUAUCAGGGGCUGCAUUCGCGGAAAUCAAGUAUCAAAAGCACCAAUACACUCAAAAAACCUUAUUCAUGCUUUGGCGGCGUCAAGGAAUGGUGCAUUGCGUGGUGGCAUUCCGGGCGUGAAGACUCCGAUGACUUCCCCUAUGAACAGGAGGAGCACUCGGAUUAUGGCUGCCCUUCGGUGAGCGUGGUACGCGAUAACUAUUCAUUGGGUGGCAGCGCCUGCGGCGUACGGCCACCAAGCAUACUACUACCGGACGUCUCGCCUACACCAUUGCGCCCCACUAUGACAUCACUCUCCCAACUACAAGAGAUCUCCUCAGCAUCGGGUGCACGCGACUCACGUUCGCUACCAGGCAAUAAUCGUAUCUCCUCACGUUCGGUAAGUCAGGAUUCAGUUUAUACAAUACUAAUACGACUACCCUCCGACGGUGCCAGCGCCACAAAUGGACCCGAAGCACCAUCAAUCAAAAUGAUACACGAAGACGUAUCAAUGCCGAUCAUAAAUGCGGCAGCACCGACAGCGGCUAGUGCACCGCCACCCGUACGGCGACCACUAUCAUCGAGGGAUUCCGAAUAUAGUUUACCAUUGGCACGACGUAUGUCGCAUGCAUCACACGAUGUACGUAUACCGUUAAAUGCGAAAGUAAUACCCAAACAAUUGGGUAAAAAUAUGCUCGGCCAAGCGCGUACGGGUGGUAAGAAAAAGAAGAAAUCACAAGAAAAACGUCAAGAAUCCAAAGCGGCAAAGACCCUCUCGGCCAUUCUGCUGAGUUUCAUUAUUACUUGGACGCCAUACAAUAUACUGGUGCUAAUCAAACCACUCACCACCUGCUCCGAUUGUAUACCCAAUGAGUUGUGGCAAUUUUUCUAUGCACUCUGCUACAUCAACUCAACCAUCAAUCCGGUGUGUUAUGCACUCUGCAAUGCAUCCUUUCGUAGAACGUAUAUAAGGAUACUCACCUGCAAGUGGCAUACACGCAAUAGGGAGGGGAUGACGCGUGGGGUGUAUAACUGAGUAAGGCCUACAGAGGGGACGAUGAUGCGUCGCCGAGAGGGUAAUGCGGGCCUCUUUGAAUUGAAACAAAAUCCCAAUACAAAAUUUAAAACAUAAUAACGGUAAAGGUGUGAGCCGAGCUGAAGUAACGUGAAGUGUGGUGAGUUUAUGAAAAGUACGCGACAAGAUGAAGUGCUGUAGGAAAGUAGAGAGUAGGACGCUCUAGGAAGAAGAAUGAAGAAUAAAGGCGAAUGGAAGAUUUUGUGCUAAUUGGGUGGGUAAGGGUUAAGUUUAUUGUAUAGUUAUAGUAUUUAUUAGCAGUUUAUAUUGUAUGUUUCAAUAAUGUGGUUUAGGUAUUGUCUUUACAUAUAUAUAUACAUACAUACAAA
Ceratitis capitata (Mediterranean fruit fly) is the source of this 2564-nucleotide messenger RNA. RefSeq names its product muscarinic acetylcholine receptor DM1 (gene mAChR-A). Bases 85 to 2196 code for a protein of 703 amino acids. Gene Ontology annotation, biological process: adenylate cyclase-inhibiting G protein-coupled acetylcholine receptor signaling pathway; chemical synaptic transmission; G protein-coupled receptor signaling pathway, coupled to cyclic nucleotide second messenger. Gene Ontology annotation, cellular component: synapse; dendrite; plasma membrane. The record is from RefSeq and is a predicted model, not a curated record. The transcript has 4 exons. Gene Ontology annotation, molecular function: G protein-coupled serotonin receptor activity; G protein-coupled acetylcholine receptor activity. NCBI's taxonomy places the organism in Eukaryota, Metazoa, Arthropoda, Insecta, Diptera, Tephritidae.